Molecule: messenger RNA, 1788 nt
Organism: Colletotrichum higginsianum IMI 349063
Lineage: Eukaryota; Fungi; Ascomycota; Sordariomycetes; Glomerellales; Glomerellaceae
Exons: 1
Coding region: 1-1788 (595 amino acids)
Source: RefSeq, a predicted model, not a curated record
AUGGCCGCCAGAUAUCCCCCCGGCUUUCGCAAAUACCUUGGUGACUUGCCCGACGCCAUGGAUUUCCUCGACCAAGUCACCCAGUCGGACCUAGAUCCCGAGAUCAUCGAACGGGCCAAGGCCCUGCACCGUCGUGCCCACGUCUGCGCGACCUCGGGCGACAUCUACGGCGCGCGGGGACUCCACCGUGAGGUUGAGGACAUCCACGUCGAGAUCCACAAGGUCGCCAGCUACCGCGCCUUCAUCGGCCGCCUCGAGGACGCCGACACUGCAAACUUGCUCGCAUGCUACCUUCCCGAGCGUGCCUGGGCUCGAGAGUGGGCUCGGGCGUCCGGCUCCGCCAACGCGUGCGAGUUCUGCCACUGGGCGGCCACCAGAGACCAGGCCAUGGACUGCGAGCUUCUCGCGAUUCCCCUGGUUGCCGUCCUCGACAGGUACGUCGACGAACGACGCCGCUACUGCCAUUGGCUCCGGAGGCUGGUGGCGGUCGUCGACGAGAGCCACAACUUGCCCCCGCGCAGGGCCCCCAUCGACAACUACAUGGUCCGCGUCGCCGAGUACAGCCGCGCGCGGGGCCCCGCCGACAACGUCUGGACCUACAACCGCAUCGUCGCCACCAUGCGGGAGACGCGCGCCCGCAUCGACGGCACCCAGGCCAACGGGCGCCAACUGCUGCGGAACGGGUGGCAGGGCGCGAUCGGGAAGAUGGACCGCGACUCCGCCACCGCCCCGGCCCGGGCCCGAGCCUUCCUCACGCCGGCCCAGACCUCGGAGCUGACGCAGGCCAUCCACUACGACGCGAGGCUGUACUACGUCGCCCGGUUCGAAAUCGUCGAGGGCGGGCGGUGCGUCGACCAGCGGCCGCGCCGCUGGGUGCUGGACCACCUGCGGACGCACCCGCCCAACGUCCACCGGGACCGCUUCUUCGGGGGCCCGCUGCUGACCCUCGAAACCAUCUGGCCGCUGUAUGAGGUGGACGAGCGCGCGGGCGUGUGGGUGUGGUGCCUGUGGGACGAGACGGGCCCCGAGCGCUGGCACAGGCUGUUCGUCGGCCUCCUGGACGGGCGAGACGUGGACCUCCACGACAUGGUCGUCUUGAACCAGAGAGACGAGUGGGCCCGGGACAUUGCCAUCAGAUGGCUAGACCAGGAGAGGGCGCGAGAGGAUCGAGAGAACGAGGCGGGCGGCGAUUCCUCCGAUGACCAGGGCUCCGGCCGUGGCUCCGUUGUAGGCGCGGACGCAUCCUUGUACAAUGCCGACGACGAGGCCGAGUCUUCUGAGGAUGCGGCGGAAGACGAAUACGACAAGGACGACGAUGACGACGACGACGACGACGACGACGACGACCUCAGCCCGAAGCUCGCCUACGCCGAGAUGCACAGUCACGUCCUGGACCAGGACCGCAUGAGCCGGCCGGGCGAGUUCUCCAAUCUCGACUGGGAGGGCGACGCGUGGGUUGACGAGUACUCGGUCCACGGCUCGGAUGGUGACGAGUGGGAUGACUCGGACCUGUACGACCCCUCCGGUGGCGAGGAGUGGGAUGAGUACUCGGGCGGCUCCGAAUCCGACUUGGAUGGCGGCGAGUGGGUUGAGUCCGAUUCUGGCUCUGGCUCUGACUCCGACUCAGACUCAGACUCCGACCCCGACUCGGAUGAUGACGACAAGGGGGAGAUGGCGUCGGGGAGCGAUAUCGGGCCGCCGAUGAACCCCGGGACCACGCUGGCUGAGGUCAUGGCUGCUUGCCGUGGGUGCGACGCUCGCGAGGGGGGAACUGGCCGAAGUCGUUGA